This is a messenger RNA of Pogona vitticeps (central bearded dragon), 3264 nucleotides long. It is a transcript of the gene PA2G4, whose product is annotated as proliferation-associated 2G4. NCBI's taxonomy places the organism in Eukaryota, Metazoa, Chordata, Lepidosauria, Squamata, Agamidae. The record is from RefSeq and is a predicted model, not a curated record.
CCCUUGACGGGAAUUGUAGUUCCCGGCGGCUGAGGGGGAAGCCGGACUCGCUUCCCAGCGUGCCGCGCGCAAAGCCCGCGCGCUAGCUGGCUCACCUCGGGGCUGUCUUGCUGUCGGGCUUGGUGAGGGAGGCGGGCGGGCGAGAAGGAGAGAAAGCGAGCGUGCAGGCGGGAGGUCGGGGAAAGAGGAGCCAGAGCGGCGGCCAGCGCCGCUGCCGUCACGACGACCCGGACAACGAGGUGGUUGCGCGGCGGGGGAAGGGCUUGAAGCGAGGCGGCGUGAAGCGAGGCGGCGGCGGCGGCGGCGGCGGGGCUGAGUCCGACCAUGUCGGGCGAGGAGGAAGCGGCCGAGCUGACGAUCGCGGAAGACGCGGUCGUGAACAAGUACAAGAUGGGGGGAGAAAUCGCCAACCGAGUCUUGCGUACUGUGGUAGAGGCAGCUAAAUCUGGAGUGUCUGUUCUCAGCUUGUGUGAGAAAGGGGAUGCCAUGAUCAUGGAAGAGACUGGCAAAAUCUUUAAGAAAGAGAAGGAUAUGAAGAAAGGUAUUGCCUUCCCCACAAGUAUAUCGGUAAAUAACUGUGUCUGUCACUUCUCCCCCUUGAAGAGUGACCAGGAUUACAUCCUCAAAGAUGGUGAUUUGGUCAAAGUUGACCUAGGAGUCCAUGUUGAUGGCUUCAUAGCAAAUGUAGCACACAGUUUUGUCAUUGAUGCAUCAAAGGAAAAUCCAGUGACGGGUCGCAAAGCAGAUGUCAUCAAGGCUGCUCACCUCUGUGCUGAGGCUGCCCUUCGUCUGGUCAAGCCUGGAAAUCAGAAUUCACAAGUGACAGAUGCCUGGAACAAGAUAGCUCACUCAUUUAACUGCACACCAAUUGAAGGGAUGCUAUCACACCAGCUGAAGCAGCAUGUGAUAGACGGAGAAAAGACCAUCAUUCAGAACCCCACAGACCAGCAAAGAAAGGACCAUGAAAAAGCUGAGUUUGAGGUCCAUGAAGUUUAUGCCAUUGAUGUUCUCAUCAGCACUGGAGAAGGAAAAGCCAAGGAUGCUGGACAGAGAACUACAAUUUACAAAAGGGAUCCUUCCAAGCAGUAUGGUUUGAAAAUGAAAACUUCCCGUGCCUUUUUUAGCGAGGUGGAGAGACGCUUUGAUGCUAUGCCGUUCACUCUCAGGGCAUUUGAGGAUGAGAAGAAGGCAAGGAUGGGGGUAGUAGAAUGUGCCAAACAUGAGCUGCUCCAACCUUUUAAUGUCCUUUAUGAGAAAGAAGGAGAGUUUGUUGCCCAGUUUAAGUUCACAGUGCUUUUAAUGCCCAAUAGUCCUAUGAGGAUAACCAGUGGGCCCUUUGAGCCUGAACUCUACAAAUCAGAAUUUGAGGUGCAAGAUGCAGAUCUGAAGGCACUCUUACAGAGCUCAGCAAGCCGCAAGGCCCAGAAAAAGAAGAAAAAGAAGGCCUCUAAGAAUGCUGAGAAUGCCACGACAGGGGAAACAGCAGAAGAGAAUGAGGCCGGUGACUGAAUGGUUCUGGCUUCCUCUACAGAGCACCUGAUCCUUCCUCUCACAUGCCCCCUACUCAAAACAAGAGAAACAAAUAUCCCUUAAUGGCUGUUUGUCUUAUAGGACCAAAUGACAAAUAGCUUGGACUUCCCACAGAGUGCAACCAGCUGUGACUGACAUUGCCACUGAGGGAGGAGUCUCUUGGCCAUUUCCAAAUACUCUUAAAAGUGUGAACUAAUAAAAUCAGGAAUAAAACCUACUCUACAUCCAAUAUUUCUAGCCUUUGAUACUAGUUUUGCUCAUUAGAGGUGAACAAAUACAGUUCUGAGCAGAACAGGAAGCUUUAUUUUAUCCCCUCCCCCUCCUCUUGCAGGUACGCUGAUUCCUCUGAAAAAUUCUUUGGCAUCAUUUCACAACUGUUCAAACAUGCAAAAUUCCCACCCUAGGUUUAUAAACACAUGAUACGGAGGUAACACAAUUCGCAUGCCUUCUUGCUGUUCUGGUCUUCAGUCAUUUUCCCCCUACUUAAUACUCUAACAUUUGCUCCUUUUUGUGUUCUCAAACUCUCAAUAUUGUGUUUUAAAAGGAGGCUGGAAGUUGAUUUAAAUAUCUUUUUCUGGAUAGACAACAUCAUUUGGUGUCUGUCUACAAACUUUUAAUUUUUUCAAUCUGUUUUUUAUUAUUAUUUUAGUAUAGCCCCAGUGCAAACAUACAUUAAGUAUCUUGCCAAAUCUUUCCCAAGAGCAAGAGACAGUAAAAUGGAUUGAUAUAAAAGCCCUUUAGCGCUCAAGUUAAGGCUUUUUUUCAUUGGAAGGGAUGUGUUCUGCACCCCGCGGUUCCCCCAAUUAAAAACUUGCCACUUGAUAAGUUGUAAAGAACAGGAUUUUUCAGAAGAAUCACAUGUCUUUUUCUACAUAAAUGAAAGAAGCGUUUAAAAAGUGGUUGGACCUGGAAUAAGCUCCAUUUGUGGGAAUCUCUUUUCUAUAGUAUGUCUUUUUAAAUUGUCCAGUUAAAUUGUAUAUGAUUGUGUGGGAUUUUUUUUCUAUUGUAUUCCAAAUCAGGUCCUUGUCUAGGCACUUAAUGUUGCUGAACUGAUACUUGUAAAACUGCCUUGUAAAGAAAGGAGAGCACUUGUUCUCUCUGACUGACAAAGUCCUUUUGACCAGUAUAUUUGGAGUUUAAUACUUUAAAAAUAUCCUACAGUUCUUACCAAAGUUGAAGUCCAUAAAAUAAAAUAAACCAGUGUCAUUUCCCCCCCGCCCGAAAAGUCCUUCCCAUCUGUCUUUGUAAACUUUCUACUUUAAUUUCUAAUCUCUUCUCUUUUGUUAAUGGUUGCUUUCACCAUUGGGGGAGAUGAAAUGGGGAACACAUUGAGUGGAGGCUGUGUCUUGUGGAAGUCGGGCAUGGAGGGUCAUGCACAAGACUUGCAAUUAACUGCCAGUUUGGUUUUACACUGCUCCCUAUUGUUAACCAUGAACUUAAGGGAAAUGGAUGGGUGGGUGGGAAAACAACUUGUUCCUUACAAGGAACAUUUUAGCAUUUCUAAGUAAUAAGUUUUCUUAUUGCCCUUCUGUAAAGGAGAGCCUGUGUUCAGCCACAUUACCAGUUUAUAAACCACUAAGACUGCCAGGCGGUUUAUUUAAUUUUCUAUCUUUAUUUUGAAAGCAGUUGUAUCUCUUGAAUUUAAAAUGAUGCAGUUGGACGUUUUGGAAGAAAAUUCCCACCAAUUGUUCUGUAAUUUGAUUUUUUUUCCAAAUAAAAUUGAUUAGAAGCCUA